Mus pahari (shrew mouse) is the source of this 1006-nucleotide messenger RNA. RefSeq names its product SS nuclear autoantigen 1 (gene Ssna1). NCBI's taxonomy places the organism in Eukaryota, Metazoa, Chordata, Mammalia, Rodentia, Muridae. The record is from RefSeq and is a predicted model, not a curated record. Gene Ontology annotation, cellular component: ciliary basal body; centrosome. Bases 53 to 571 code for a protein of 172 amino acids. The transcript has 2 exons.
GUUUGGCUGUGCGGGCGGCGGUUGAGGCUUCCGGACGGACGCGGUGCCGACCAUGGCCCAACAGGGCGCGGCGCUGCAGAACUACAACAACGAGUUGGUCAAGUGUGAGCGUCGGGCGCUGAAGGCCGCGGGCCGGGGGCCGGCCGACCCACUCGGGAGGCUGCGUGGACAUGCCGCUCUGCAGCCUGCCCCCCUGUCGUGCCGGUCGGGGUCCGAAGCUCACGAGUCCCCACCUACAGCUCUGUCUUCCCACCCACCCUUAGGCAUCGAGGAGUUGUGUCAGAAGCGAGAGGAGCUGUGCCGGCAGAUCCAGCAAGAGGAGGACGAAAAGCAGCGGCUACAGAAUGAGGUGAGGCAGCUCACGGAAAAGUUGGCCCGCGUCAACGAGAACCUGGCGCGCAAGAUCGCCUCUCGCAACGAGUUUGACCGGACCAUCGCAGAGACGGAGGCCGCCUACCUCAAGAUCCUGGAGAGCUCUCAGACUCUGCUUAGUGUACUCAAAAGAGAAGCUGGGAACCUGACUAAAGCCACAGCUUCAGACCAGAAGAGUAGUGGAGGCAAGGACAGCUGACGAGUGCCUGUCUCAGCCGUGGCCUAUGGCUGCUUAGUACUCAACAUGUCUGUCCUAAAGCAUCUUUGUUCUUCGUGGCCUCAGAUGUCUUUUAUCUCUGGUGCCCAGAGGGGCAAUUUCUGACCUCCACCUGCCUAGACAAGAAAAGCCCUAGGACAGUUCAAUGGAAAAAGUGUUCCCAGCUCUGUACUCACAUGUGCUGUGGGGACCCUGAGCAGCUCCAUGAGGGGCCUCUCUCUGAAGCUCCUGUAUCUCUUUGGGCUACCAGGAAUGUCCUGGUCCUAGUCUGAGUACUGUGGGAGCCCCUCAUUUUGUCUCCCCAGCCACUAGGGCCCCAGGCCAGGCAUGUUGAAGAAAGAAUCUUGACUCCAGAACCAAAACCUUAGGGCCCAUCCCCAUGGCCUCUGGUAUUUCAAUAAAGGUUGUUUUGCAAGA